Messenger RNA from Aspergillus calidoustus, 1557 nucleotides. NCBI's taxonomy places the organism in Eukaryota, Fungi, Ascomycota, Eurotiomycetes, Eurotiales, Aspergillaceae. The record is from the annotation of a GenBank genome assembly.
AUGGCCUUGCCUCCGGAGCACAUCAACAUCAAACGGCGCCGAGAGGAAGAGCCAGUAGACACAUUAUAUAUUCAAUCUGAGCUACAUCAGACAAAGCGCCGGUUCACAGACUUUGUCUUUCAACGAGUCACAAUAAAUGCCAGCGGCGUUAGCAGAAGUGGCUCGCCUAGUUUUUCCAGCACCCCCGCCGCACAGAGAGCAAUCCGGAGUCCGCGCUCCGCGAGCAGUCUCCAUGUCCGCAAAUCCACUAACGCUGGUGGCGGGGGCGGAGACGGAGGUGUUCCUAUGGUCAGAGCCACGUCCCCGGGAGCCGAGCUUCGUGAGGAGAGGAGAGUCGCAGCUGCUCGGAAAGAGGCCGAGGAGAAGCUGAAAAAUGCAAUCUAUUCUUCUCCCUCGCCGAUCACGCCAGGGUCUGAGAAGGCUACGGCGCCGAAAAACGAGGCGGCACGAGGCGGCGAAACGCUGGUAUCUUCCGCCGCGGGUGCAACAGGUAGUCCGACGUCGCCUAGUGUAGCGCCAUCAAUACGACGCUUCCAGAUUUCGCGGUCAAGCACACCUUCCGGUGCACUGCGCACUACGGGAGGGGGUGUCCAGAAACGUAGGGAGGGUGCUGUGGCAGUCCUGGUUGAGAAGCUGCGGCGGGAGCCUCAUUCAAGACGUGCAUCCAUGGUUGCGGAUGCAGCUGCGGGUAUAUUGGAGGAGGCGGCUCCGGAACCUGCACGCCCGCGAAAGCGACCGGUGGUGAACCAGGCCGAAAAGAAAUGGAGAGAAGAGCGACAAGGCGCAAUAUCCGCUGCUAAACAGCAUAUCUCUCAGGUACUGGAAAAGGGAGCACAGGCUCACCAGAGUAAUUGGGAGGACGAGUCGGACCGGUUGGCACGGCAGUUUGAGCAGAUUGCGCUAGAGCUUGAUGGAGAAUUGGAGGGAACACCAGUCACGACGCAGCAUUCCCAGCCCAUGGUGACACGCUCUGCUAUGCCCAAGCCUCCGCUUAAAUACCAACCACGCACCCCUAACAAGCAUCGGGCGGCGCCUCCUGUUCCAAAGCCAGCAGAGGAGAAGCCUGUUAAGCUUCCGGCGGGAGAUGAAGCCAUCGACAAUGACGAGGACUAUGUUUACGACAUGUAUAUUCGCCGCCCUCUGCCGGACAGGGAUGGGUUGACAAACCCGCUUGUCGAUCUAGAAGACCAAGAAGCCUGGCUACGCUACCACGGAAUUGACAGCAGCCGUCAAGACAUUGGAGUUAUCGUCAUCACGCCGGAAGAUGAGAUACUGUGGGAGGACUUUGCAGAGUCAGACGACGAUGAAGAUCGCUGGGACAGUGAGGAUGGAGACUCCAAUGCUGAGAAUAACCCCGCAAAUGACUAUCCAGACGAGGACCUAUCAUGGGACGAUGAGGAAGAUGACGCCGCGGCGAUCUACAGAAAGUACAGACAUGACCGAUCCGACGACGAAGAGUACGACUGGGAUAUGUCCGACGACGAAGCGGGCGCUGGCAGGAUAGGAAAUCUAUACGGGGUACGGUCGCACGUGGAGUCUGACGAAGACAGCUGGUAA